ACCAGCGAAGGAAAAACAAGUUCCAGCGGUUUUUUCCAAUAUUCAUUUUUCUCUUUGAUCUUCAAUUCUUCUCCACCUGAAAAUCUGUUGAGAGAGAGAGAGAGAGGGAGAAGGAGGAGGCAGUGAUCUCCGGGGGAAUGCUGGAGAGGAUCUUUCGGUGUGCAUCGCGGAAAAUGUGGAAGGACGAAGGGACUCCAGCCGAUUCAUACUAUCAAGUGCGCCCUGACUGCGCUGAUGUGCCCCAAAGCAAGUUUAGAAUCAAGGCUGGUAGAACUUUAAGUGCACGGAAAUGGCAUGCUGCUUUCUCUCCUGAAGGCUAUCUUGAUAUUGGAAAAAUUCUCAGUCGAGUCCAGAGUGGGGGUGUUCAUCCGUCAAUUAGAGGUGAAGUUUGGGAAUUUUUAUUGGGUUGUUAUGAUCCUAACAGCACUUUUGACGAAAGAGAGCAAAUACGACAGCGUCGAAGAGUAAAAUAUGCAUUGCUGAAAGAAGAGUGCCGUGAAAUGUUUCCCUUGGUUGGGAUGGGGAAAUUUGUAACUGCGCCAAUUAUCACAGAAGACGGUGAACCUAUACGGGAACCCAUUGUACUCCAACAAAUUAAUCUUGAAGAUGAACCUGCACCUCUUACUAAUUUGGAUGUUGAUGCUUCUAGUUCUGAAGUGCUGAAACUCUCAAAUGGACGUGGUCCCAUGGACAAGAAAGAGAUCCAGUGGAAACUUACAUUACAUCAAAUAGGUCUUGAUGUACUACGCACCGACCGAACGCUGGUAUUUUAUGAGAAGCAAGAAAAUUUGUCAAAACUUUGGGAUAUCCUGGCUGUCUAUUCCUGGUUUGACCCAGAUAUUGGGUACUGCCAAGGUAUGAGUGAUCUUUGCUCGCCGAUGAUUAUUCUUCUUGAGGAUGAGGCAGAUGCAUUUUGGUGCUUUGAACGCUUAAUGCGCAGACUGCGAGGAAAUUUCAGAUGCAUUGGGAACUCUAUAGGAGUGGAGGCACAGCUUGGUAACCUAGCUUCCAUAACACAAGUUAUUGAUCCUAAGCUUCAUCAACACCUAGAAACUCUGGGUGGUGCGGAUUAUUUGUUUGCCUUCCGAAUGCUCAUGGUUUUGUUUCGCCGAGAAUUUUCUUUUGGUGAUUCAUUAUAUCUUUGGGAGAUGAUGUGGGCCCUAGAAUAUGACCCUGAUUUAGUGUCCACGUAUGAGGAUGAUGAACUAACCAAGGAAAAUACAGAGAGAUCUAAAGGGAAGUCCAAGUCAAGACGGCAAUGUGGAAAAUUUGAAAGAGAAAACCUGAGGCGUGGAGGCAAAAAUGCUGCUGCACCUCUCCCUAUUUCUGUUUUUCUAGUGGCCGGUGUCCUUAAGCACAAGAGUUCGAAGUUAACCGAAGCUCGAGGCUUAGAUGAUGUUAUUAAGAUUCUCAACGACGUUACUGGUAGCUUGGAUGCCAAAAAAGCUUGCGCGAGUGCAAUGAAGCUUCACAAGAAAUAUCUGAAAAAGGCAAAACAGACAUAAUGCUGGCUAAACAUCAGCCAUUGAAGUCGAAUCCUGGCUUCAUCAACGAGCAACGACACGUGGGUUUUUCUGAAAUGAGAGAGGAACUUGGAUUGGGCAUACUCAUGCCUAAAGACACUACAUAUUGCUUCAUCUCAAAGAGCAGAGAUGGCUUUACUACUGCUGUUGUGUGUGACAUUAUUAAUUCUUUUGCUGCUGGUAAGGCGAUAUUCUUACACAUAGGUAUCGGUUUGCUGGUGUGUAACUUAAUAUACAAUGAUAGUUAAGAUAUAGAAAGUGCUAAUUGUGUGUAAAACAAUAUAUUUCACAUCAAUGAAAGAGGAUCAAACUUUGAUCA
Messenger RNA from Salvia hispanica, 1842 nucleotides. Its product is annotated as rab GTPase-activating protein 22-like. Gene Ontology annotation, molecular function: GTPase activator activity. Lineage: Eukaryota; Viridiplantae; Streptophyta; Magnoliopsida; Lamiales; Lamiaceae. Gene Ontology annotation, biological process: activation of GTPase activity. The record is from RefSeq and is a predicted model, not a curated record.